Messenger RNA from Oenanthe melanoleuca, 1843 nucleotides. It is a transcript of the gene RBFOX2, whose product is annotated as RNA binding fox-1 homolog 2. Gene Ontology annotation, molecular function: mRNA binding. The record is from RefSeq and is a predicted model, not a curated record. The coding region runs from base 285 to 1646 and encodes 453 amino acids. Gene Ontology annotation, cellular component: nucleus; cytoplasm. NCBI's taxonomy places the organism in Eukaryota, Metazoa, Chordata, Aves, Passeriformes, Muscicapidae. The transcript has 14 exons. Gene Ontology annotation, biological process: nervous system development; regulation of alternative mRNA splicing, via spliceosome.
CCCGCCCGGCGCCGAAGGUUUCCGAGCGGGGGUCGCGCUGCUCCGGCGGCGUUUCCGGAGAUUGCCGAGGGGCUCCGGCCCCUCCCCAGCCGCCGCCGAGCCCGUGACCGAGGCGCUCCGGUGGGUCGGAGCCCGGCGCGCCCGCUGCUGCUCCGGUCGCAGCGCGGGGCUCCCCGCCCUCCUCCUUCUCCUCCUGCGGCUCCCGCUCCUCCGGCAGCGCCGGGCGCCGCGGUGACAGAGCGGGGCGAUCGCGGCGGGGGGCGGCCGGGGCUCCGGCGGCGCGGAUGGCGGAGGGCGGCCAGCCCCCGCAGCAGCAGCAGCAGCAGCCACAGCCGCAGCUCCUGGCCGGCGGCGGCGCGGCGUCCGCCCGCGGCGUGAAGCGGGAGCCGGAGCUGGAGCAGCCCAUGCCCGGCGGGGACGGCGCGGAGGGCGGCCACAGCAAGCGGCUGCGGACGGAGGCGGAGGCCGACGGCGGCGGCAUGCAGAACGAGCCUCUGACUUCAGGUUAUCAUGGAUAUCCAGCAAGAGACAAUCAAGGUAACCAGGAGCCGUCAGCAACUCCUGAUGCAAUGGUGCAGCCAUUCACCACAAUCCCAUUUCCGCCACCCCCACAGAAUGGGAUUCCCACAGAGUAUGGGGUGCCACACACUCAGGACUAUGCAGGCCAGACCAGCGAGCACAAUCUGACACUCUACGGCAGCACGCAGCCUCACGGAGAGCAGAGCACGAACACGGCCAGCACGCAGAACGGAUCUCUUGCACAGACAGAAGGAGGGGCACAGACAGAUGGACAGCAAUCACAGACACAGAGCAGUGAGAAUACUGAGAGCAAAUCCACUCCAAAACGACUUCAUGUGUCUAACAUUCCCUUCCGCUUUCGAGAUCCUGACCUUCGGCAGAUGUUUGGGCAAUUCGGCAAAAUCCUUGAUGUAGAGAUAAUCUUUAAUGAGCGUGGCUCGAAGGGAUUCGGGUUCGUAACUUUCGAGAAUAGUGCUGAUGCAGACAGGGCCAGGGAGAAAUUACACGGCACCGUGGUAGAGGGCCGUAAAAUCGAGGUUAACAAUGCCACUGCGAGAGUGAUGACCAAUAAGAAGAUGGUCACACCUUAUGCAAAUGGUUGGAAGUUGAGUCCUGUGGUUGGAGCGGUGUACGGCCCUGAGUUAUAUGCAGCAUCCAGCUUUCAAGCAGAUGUCUCGCUGGGCAAUGACGCCGCAGUGCCCCUGUCAGGAAGGGGGGGUAUUAACACUUACAUUCCUUUAAUCAUUCCAGGCUUCCCCUAUCCAACUGCAGCCACCACAGCCGCCGCAUUUCGGGGCGCCCAUCUGAGGGGCCGAGGAAGGACGGUGUAUGGGGCAGUGCGGGCAGUACCUCCCACGGCCAUCCCUGCCUACCCAGGAAUAGUCUUACAGGAACCAAUCAUUAGCGCUAAAAUACCUCAGGGUGGAUAUGCAGCCUACAGAUAUGCACAGCCUGCUACUGCAACAGCAGCCACGGCCGCUGCAGCCGCUGCAGCAGCUUACAGCGAUGGUUAUGGCAGGGUGUACACAGCAGAUCCUUACCAUGCCCUUGCCCCUGCCGCUAGCUACGGAGUUGGCGCUGUGGCGAGUUUAUACCGAGGUGGCUACAGCCGAUUUGCCCCCUACUGAAGUGACGUGAGCCCCCUGCAAGUGGGACAGCCCCCCCAGUUCAUGAGGCCUGGCUAUUGCAAUAUUUACUAGUAGAGGAACUCUAUAGCAAGUCGAGGAGGAAAAACAAAAAAAAAAAACAAAAGAGAAAAUACUUUUUUAUACCUCACUAUGUUCUUUGAAUAUGUAUUUUUUUUCCUUUAAAUUUCUGCCUUUAA